This is a messenger RNA of Knipowitschia caucasica, 318 nucleotides long. NCBI's taxonomy places the organism in Eukaryota, Metazoa, Chordata, Actinopteri, Gobiiformes, Gobiidae. The record is from the annotation of a GenBank genome assembly.
AUGUUGUCCCGUUUCUAUGGGCUUUCAGACGAGCGCCUCAGCAGCCAAUCAGAGUGGAGGCUGGGUGAGCUGCAGCCAAUCACAGCGCGGAGUGGAGAAUGGCUGGCAGCGAUACAGGAAACAGUGAACACAGCUGCGGUUGUUUGGUUUAUUGACUACGCUGUGGAAGGACUGAGUCUGCAGACGCACAAACUACACCCAGUCUUUGAGAUCACUGGCUCCAGUCCUCGCCUCAGUCCACGCCUUGGACUGGAUGAGCCCAGGCCACAGCCCAGUGACGGUACUCAGUCUACACUUGGACCAGCGUCUGGAGUCUGA